AAUUUAUUAUCAUAUAGUUUGCCGGCUUCCGUUCAUCAAACAAUCUGUCUACCACCUCCAUAGGCACCCAGCCUACCAUUUACCGAGAAUGCGCUAAGUACAUACUCAGGCUCCUGCGUGCAGGCUUGUCUAUCAAUGGCACAGCAUAACACUUCUACGGCCACAGCAACAGCCAGAUCAAGUCACGCGCAUGCCUCUUGCUGGCUGCCAUAAAGUGCAGAAGAAGGCGAAGAGAAUCGGUCUGCUAUUCUCAACGGCACGGACUACACCAUCCGUUGAACCGAGGCGGUAUGAAGAUAUUUCCGACGUCGAAACGGCACAUUACAUUUUUACAGAUGGCUGCGGGCUAAUAUUUCCGCAUCUCUCCCAGGAGCUGGCAAGAAGAAUUCGUAUUGUCUCCAGGACUGUUCGAUACACUCCGUCCGUCUUCUAGAUCAGAUACCAUGGGUACAAAGGGGUCACAACAUUGGAUCCGACGAUGAAGCGAGAUGGUAGAUCGCUGAGAUUGCGCAAGUCCAUGAAGAAGUUCAGUGGCGGACACAACGAAAGCUUUUCGGUUGUCGAGUAAUUAAUGGUCUGUCGGUCAUCUUUGCCAAUCGAUGAUCUCUUUUCUACCC
This is a messenger RNA of Colletotrichum acutatum, 617 nucleotides long. RefSeq lists its product as uncharacterized. Gene Ontology annotation, cellular component: nuclear RNA-directed RNA polymerase complex. Lineage: Eukaryota; Fungi; Ascomycota; Sordariomycetes; Glomerellales; Glomerellaceae. Gene Ontology annotation, biological process: siRNA processing. Bases 191 to 433 code for a protein of 80 amino acids. Gene Ontology annotation, molecular function: RNA-directed RNA polymerase activity. The record is from RefSeq and is a predicted model, not a curated record. The transcript is spliced from 2 exons.